AUGUUCGCACUAAUUUAUCGUAAAUGUGGUAUUUCGCAUAUUGCAAAGAAAUUACCGAUAGCAUCAAAUUUUUCCUCAUACAACAAUGCUACAAAAGCUCAAAAGAGUAUCACAGAUGCACUAAAUAACCAGGUCUUCGGCCAACCUGUUUAUGCCACACAUCCUCAUCUGAUAAAUAAGGAUGAGCUAGUCCCAGGGGUGAAACUAGACGAAUUCCAACAACGAAGGGCAAGACUUCUGGUCGGUGUUCAAAAAUAUGCCGCCGAUUACAUGAAAGACAAAUGUACUAAUCGCAACCACCUGAUUAUUGUUCCAUCUUCAACAAAAAAAUAUAUGAGUGAUAAAAUUCCAUACUUUUUCCGACAAAGCAGCGAUUUCUACUAUUUGUCAGGGUGUUUGGAGCCCGAUUCAAUUCUUGCUAUGUCCAUCGAUGAUAAGGGAAAUUCAAAAUCAAUGAUGUUUAUGAGGCCAAAAGAUAAACACGCAGAACUUUGGGAGGGAUCAAGAACUGGCGUGGACUUAGCUAUAGAACUAUUUGGACUAGAUGAAGCAUAUCCUGUCGAUUCAUAUGAGCAUGAAAUUAAAAGACAUGUUGAAUUCAAUAAGCCUCUAAUUUGGUUUGAUCAGAACACAUGCGAUUUAUCCAAUGUUUCGGAAAUUACUAAAAGAACAUGUGGUUCCGCAAUUGAGUCGCCUUCUACCAUAAUCCAAGGAAUGAGACUUUUUAAAUCCAGUGCUGAACAAAAUUUAAUGAGAAGAACAUGUGAAAUUGCAUCUCAUUCAAUAAAUGAAGUAAUGAGUGAAACACGUCCAGGGCAUUCGGAGCAUCAUAUUUAUGCAAUGAUAGACUUUAAAUGUAGAAUGCGCAAUGCUAGUUAUCUGGCAUACCCACCUGUUGUAGCAAGUGGGAACAAUGCAACAACAAUACACUACAUAAAUAAUACCCAAUUAUUAAAGUCGACGGAUUUGUUGUUGAUGGAUGCCGGUUGUGAAUAUGGCGGAUACACAAGUGACAUAACAAGGACUUGGCCUGUUAGUGGUAAAUUCACAGAACCGCAUAGAAUUUUGUACGACGUAGUUUUGCAGCUACAAAAGGAGUUGAUUGGAACGCUCCUUAAUGAAGGUGGCCAGACAUUGGAUCAUUUAUUUGAUACAAUGUGUCUACGACUAGGAAAGUAUUUGCAAGAAAUUGGUUUGGUUUCAAAACAUAUAACUGAUGUUGUAGGCUUAACAAGGGCUGGUUAUCAAUUUUGUCCGCAUCAUGUGUCUCACUACUUGGGAAUGGAUGUUCACGAUACACCCCUAAUGCCUCGUUCGCUUCGACUCCUGCCAGGCAUGGUGUGUACCGUUGAACCUGGAGUUUAUAUAUCGAAAGACAGAACUGAUGUUCCAGAGGAAUUUCGUGGAAUUGGUAUACGGAUCGAAGACGAUAUUUUAAUCAAUGGCGACAACCAGGUAGAGGUUUUAACGUCAGACUGUUGCAAAGAAAUAACUGACAUAGAAAACCUACAUAAAAGGAAGGGAAUUGAAAAGUAG
Molecule: messenger RNA, 1536 nt
Organism: Musca vetustissima
Lineage: Eukaryota; Metazoa; Arthropoda; Insecta; Diptera; Muscidae
Product: xaa-Pro aminopeptidase 3
Exons: 6
Coding region: 1-1536 (511 amino acids)
Cellular component (GO): mitochondrion
Molecular function (GO): metalloaminopeptidase activity; manganese ion binding
Source: RefSeq, a predicted model, not a curated record